AUGGAGAUGGUGGCCACUGCUACGGUACAAAGCGAAGUGCGAAGGCUUGAGUAUCUCAAAGCCUCCACUACCAGCAGGAAAAAGAACAAAACAACCUUCAACAUUUCUUCUCGCUGCAGCUGCUAUCACUCGUUGGAUGGGCCGUUACCGGCACCAUCAGAUGGUGCCGGUGAUGAUCUUACUCUUUCAAAUUUCCGAAGACUACAUGUAACAGUCGGGCUACCACUAGCUAGCACCACGGCUCAGCCCUCUAUUCCUGCUCCCAGCCAGGGGCAACCAAUGAUGCGAAGACUUGAAACUCUAACAGCCACCCCACUCCAGAGUCCGGUACGGUUCUAG
Molecule: messenger RNA, 339 nt
Organism: Seminavis robusta
Lineage: Eukaryota; Bacillariophyta; Bacillariophyceae; Naviculales; Naviculaceae
Source: the annotation of a GenBank genome assembly